AUGGCCGAGUUAGAGCCCGAGUCAGCGGCUCAGGCAACCGCAGGCGGAAGCGGUGGUGGUGACGUCAGAGUCUUAGAUGAAAACAUGCUGUUUACGAUGGCUAACAUCACAAGGAUCAUGAAGAAGGUCUUACCAGAUGGCACGAGGAUCACUCAAGAUGCGAAAGAAUUGGUGCAAGUGUCCGCGACGGAGUUCAUCUUUUUCAUCAUGUCCGGCGCCCACCAAAACUUCCCUAACACCGAUGAACGCAGAAGCCUUACCGGCGACGACAUCCUCCAAGCCAUGGACCUCAUGGGAUUCCACAUGUACAGCACAUUACUCGCUAGAUACCUUUACAAGUAUAGGGAGUGGGACGAGAAUCAACGCCAGAUGGCCGUUUGGAUAGACGGCGAUAGCGAUGAUGCACAGGAGGAAGAUGCGGAGAUAACUGGCGGCGCUGCUGAUGGUGACGACAAUCCUGAUGAUAUGGAGGAGGAGCCGGAGAUAGCUGGUGAUGCUGGGAUGGGAGGAGGCCAACAGAGGAUUAUCGGUGCCGGCAACGACGGGGAUCCGAAUCGCAGGGAGACGGAGGAAAAGGAGAAGACUGACGCUGUAAUGGGAGAGAGGCAACAAAAGCAGACCGCCGGCGGUGGCGACUUCGACUUCGACGAAGACGACGUGCUUAAGUGGUUGAACUUGGACGCGUUUGAAUCUGGAAAUGGAUCUUCAGGGUGA
Messenger RNA from Neltuma alba, 714 nucleotides. Its product is annotated as nuclear transcription factor Y subunit B-1-like. The record is from RefSeq and is a predicted model, not a curated record. Gene Ontology annotation, cellular component: CCAAT-binding factor complex. Bases 1 to 714 code for a protein of 237 amino acids. Lineage: Eukaryota; Viridiplantae; Streptophyta; Magnoliopsida; Fabales; Fabaceae. Gene Ontology annotation, molecular function: RNA polymerase II cis-regulatory region sequence-specific DNA binding; protein heterodimerization activity; DNA-binding transcription activator activity, RNA polymerase II-specific. The transcript has a single exon. Gene Ontology annotation, biological process: regulation of transcription by RNA polymerase II.